Molecule: messenger RNA, 1200 nt
Organism: Macadamia integrifolia
Lineage: Eukaryota; Viridiplantae; Streptophyta; Magnoliopsida; Proteales; Proteaceae
Product: vacuolar iron transporter homolog 4-like
Exons: 1
Coding region: 378-1049 (223 amino acids)
Biological process (GO): intracellular manganese ion homeostasis
Cellular component (GO): membrane
Molecular function (GO): iron ion transmembrane transporter activity; manganese ion transmembrane transporter activity
Source: RefSeq, a predicted model, not a curated record
AUCGGACUCUGUGCAAUCGUCUCCCUCAACAUGGUAUGUAUACAAGAAGCCUUGUGAUCUAUCUGUUCAAUUUACAAGCAGCGGAUGUAGUUGACCACCCAUCUAAAUCCCAUUGGUUGAUUGCCGUCCACCCAUAAAGUCCCAAGCUUUUCUUGGGUGGGCACAAUUGGUGUGUCAUGUUGCAGGCUCGUUGGUUUCACCAGAUAUUGCCUAUUCGUUUGUGAUGUCAUGUCAGUGUCCCCAGGGCAUCAUCUUCGCCUCGUCUCCUCCAUAAAUACCCUGAGGGCGUGUGGCUUCCACAAGCCUUCCUCUCCAUCUAUUUCCAAAUCCUAAUUCCCUUUUUGCUUCCUCUCUUUUUUUUCUCCUCUCAAUACUCCAUGGCAACCCUAGAACUCCAAGCUAGCAACCAACCAAUUCCCAACGAAGCCAAACUUGAUAUACCCCAAAAUGAUGGUGAGCAAGAGGGAGAUCAGGAAGUCAAAAUUAACUACUCACAAAGGGCACAGUGGCUUAGAGCUGCAGUGCUUGGAGCCAGCGAUGGUUUGGUCUCCACAGCUUCUUUAAUGAUGGGAGUAGGAGCUGUAAGGCAAGAUGUAAAAUCCAUGAUCAUUACUGGUUUUUCAGGGAUGGUCGCCGGAGCAUGUAGCAUGGCGAUCGGAGAAUUCGUGUCGGUGUACUCUCAGUAUGACAUAGAGCUUUCUGAAAUGAAGAGACAGCAUAAAGCUUCAGAUGAUGGAAGAGAAAGUCUGGAUGAGAGCGAUAAACAAGACCUCCCCAACCCAUUCAAGGCGGCUGGAGCAUCUGCUCUAGCCUUUGUUGUUGGAGCUGUGGUGCCACUGUUAUCAGCUUCUUUUAUACAGAAUUAUAAGGUUAGGUUGGGGGUGGUAAUUGCUAUGUCAAGCUUGGCUUUGAUUGUGUUUGGGAUCUUAGGUGGAUUCUUGGGGAGGGCUUCUGUGAAGAAGUCUUGUUUGAGGGUGUUGAUUGGUGGGUGGCUGGCUAUGGCUAUAACUUAUGGAUUGACCAAGUUGAUUGGCCUAGCUGGAGUAUAAGAAUGGGUUAUCCCCAGCUAGCCAGGUUCUCAUCCUCCUUCCUUCUCCAUCUUAUAUGCUAUGGGAUCAAGAAGUAUAUAGAGAGGAAGAUCUCUCUAAUCUACUUAUGCUUUUUCUUUCAAUUUGAUGUGUGUGUUUUUUUUUAUGUGAU